Alnus glutinosa is the source of this 477-nucleotide messenger RNA. RefSeq lists its product as uncharacterized. The transcript has 2 exons. The record is from RefSeq and is a predicted model, not a curated record. Gene Ontology annotation, molecular function: fatty acid binding. NCBI's taxonomy places the organism in Eukaryota, Viridiplantae, Streptophyta, Magnoliopsida, Fagales, Betulaceae. Gene Ontology annotation, biological process: systemic acquired resistance. Bases 4 to 351 code for a protein of 115 amino acids.
GAAAUGGAAGUUCCAAUGAAGUACAUUUGCUUUCUAAUGCUUCUCAUAACUCUAGGCAUUGCUGGGAUUGAUGGGGCCGGUGAAUGUGGGACAUCUUCUCCUGACAUGGAGGCUACGAAGUUGGCUCCCUGUGCAUCAGCAAUACAAUCUCAGAAUGCUAGAGUUUCUGACAGGUGCUGCACUCAGGUGAAAAAGCUUACCCAGAACCCAACUUGCCUUUGUGCUGUUAUUCUUUCCAAUACAGCUAAAUUCGCCAGAGUUAAGCCUGAUGUUGCACUGGCCGUUCCCAAACGCUGCAAUAUUACUGAUCGUCCAGUGGGACUCAAGUGUGGAGCUUAUACGUUGCCCUAAAGACUGAAGUUCCUGAGUCACGGUGCCUCUGCAUGCUUAUGAAGUAUUUGCUGUUUAAUACUAUUAUGCUUAGAUUGUAUCCUUGUUGCUACUUAAUCUAACUAGUCGGUUCACUCUGCAUGACAU